Messenger RNA from Castor canadensis (American beaver), 2876 nucleotides. It is a transcript of the gene Mogs, whose product is annotated as mannosyl-oligosaccharide glucosidase. NCBI's taxonomy places the organism in Eukaryota, Metazoa, Chordata, Mammalia, Rodentia, Castoridae. Gene Ontology annotation, molecular function: Glc3Man9GlcNAc2 oligosaccharide glucosidase activity. Gene Ontology annotation, biological process: protein N-linked glycosylation; oligosaccharide metabolic process. The record is from RefSeq and is a predicted model, not a curated record. Gene Ontology annotation, cellular component: endoplasmic reticulum membrane.
ACUUCCGGAUUGAGGCGGAAGUGGGACCGGAGGCGUGGACCCUAGGGUGCUGUGGACAGGUGGUAGCUGAGGCGCGGGCCGCGAGCCGGAGAAGCAAGGCAGUCUCCGGGCUCGGCUGCCUUCUCUCUGGGUUCCCGAGACACCGAUCGGUGCCAGGAUGGCUCGGGGCGAGCGGCGGCGCCGUGCAGUGCAGGCAGAAGGAGCACGGACAGUCGAGAGGACUGCUCGGGGCGGCCCCGGACGACGGGACGGCCGGGUUGACGGACCCCGCGGCACAGCUGGGGGAGCGGCGAUGGCCGUCGUGGUCCUGGUUCUGGCUCUGGGCGUGUCCGGACGUUGGAUGCUGGCGUGGCACCGUGCACGGCGAGCAAUUACGUUGCACUCCGCACCCCCAGCGCUGUCCCCUGAUUCCUCCAGCCCCGCGGUGGCCCCGGACCUCUUCUGGGGCACCUAUCGCCCUCACGUGUACUUCGGCAUGAAGACUCGCAGCCCGAAGCCCCUCCUUACCGGACUGAUGUGGGCGCAGCAGGGCGCCACCCCAGGGACCCCUAAGCUCAGGCACACGUGUGAACAGGGGGACGGCGUGGGUCCCUAUGGCUGGGAGUUCCACGACGGCCUCUCCUUCGGGCGGCAACACAUCCAGGAUGGGGCCUUAAGGCUCACCACUGAGUUCGUCAAGAGGCCUGGGGGUCAGCACGGAGGGGACUGGAGCUGGAGAGUGACUGUAGAACCUCAGGCCUCGGCUACCUCUGCCUUUCCUUUGGUCUCCCUGUUCUUCUAUGUGGUGACAGAUGGCCAGGAGGUCCUACUACCAGAGGUUGGAGCCAAGGGUCAGUUAAAAUUCAUCAGUGGGCACACCAGUGAACUUGGUGACUUCCGCUUUACACUUUUACCACCAACCAGUCCAGGGGACAUUGCACCCAAGUAUGGCAGCUACAAUGUCUUUUGGUCCUCCAACCCGGGACUGCCCCUGCUGACAGAGUUGGUGAAGAGCCGUCUAAAUAGCUGGUUUCAGCAUCGGCCCCCUGGGACCUCUCCUGAACGAUACCUCGGCUUGCCUGGAUCUCUGAAGUGGGAAGAGAAAGACCCAAGUGGGCAAGGGCAGGGACAAGGACAAUUCUUGAUACAGCAGGUGACACUGAAAGUCCCCUUUUCCAUGGAAUUCGUGUUUGAAUCUGGCAGUGCCCACACAGGAGGAAACCAAGCUCUGGGGCAGCUGGCAGGCAGCCUACUGACCCAGGCCCUGGAAAGCCACAUUGACAACUUUCGAGAGCGCUUUGAGAAGAUCUUCCGGCUUAAAGAGAAGGGCCUGAGCCCUGGGGAGCAGGCUUUGGGUCAGGUUGCCCUCAGUGGCCUCCUUGGUGGGAUUGGCUAUUUUUAUGGACAAAGUCUGGUAUUGCCUGAUGUGGGAGGGGAAGGAUCUGAGCAAAAGGUGGACCCAGCCCUCUUUCCACCCCUCCCUCUUUUUUCAGGGGUGCCCUCCCGGUCAUUCUUCCCACGAGGCUUCCUUUGGGAUGAGGGCUUUCACCAACUAGUGGUCCAGCGGUGGGAUCCACAUCUCACCCGGGAGGUCCUAGGCCACUGGCUUGGACUACUCAAUGCUGAUGGCUGGAUUGGGCGGGAGCAGAUACUGGGGGAUGAGGCCCGAGCCCGGGUGCCCCCAGAAUUCCUAGUGCAACAGGCAGCCCAUGCCAACCCCCCAACCCUGCUCUUGCCAGUAGACCACAUGCUAGAAGGUGGUGACCCUGCUGACUUGGCUUUCCUCCACAGAGCCUUUCCCCGCCUGCAUGCCUGGUUCUCCUGGCUCCAUAAGAGCCAGGCUGGGCCAGUGCCACUAUCUUACCGCUGGCGGGGCCGGGACCCAGCCUUGCCUACGCUACUGAACCCCAAGACACUGCCCUCAGGGCUGGAUGACUACCCCCGGGCUUCGCACCCUUCAGCAACAGAACGGCACCUGGACCUGCGGUGCUGGGUGGCAUUGGGUGCCCGUGUGCUAUCACAGCUUGCAGAGAGGCUGGGGGAGUCUGAGGCAGCUGCUGAGCUGGGCCCACUGGUUGCCUCACUGGGGGCACAGGAGAGCUUGGAUGAGUUGCACUGGGCUCCAGAGCUAGGGGUCUUUGCAGACUUUGGGAACCACACGAGAGCAGUACAGCUGAAGCCUAGGCCUCCUCAGGGGCUGGUUCGGGUGGUGGGACGGCCCCUACCUCGCUUGCAGUACGUGGAUGCCUUGGGCUAUGUCACUCUGUUUCCCUUGCUGCUGCGGCUGCUAGAGCCCAAAUCAUCCCGCCUUGGGCCCUUGCUGGAUGUUCUGUCUGACAGCCGCCAUCUCUGGAGCCCCUUCGGUUUGCGUUCUCUUGCAGCCUCUAGCUCCUUUUACAGCCAGCGAAAUUCUGAGCAUGAUCCUCCCUACUGGCGGGGUGCUGUGUGGCUCAAUGUCAACUACCUGGCCUUAGGAGCACUCCACCACUAUGGGCAUCUGGAGGGUCCCCACCAGGCUCAGGCUGCUAAGCUCUACAGGGAGCUACGUGCCAAUGUGGUGGGCAAUGUGUGGCGUCAGUACCAGGCCACAGGGUUCCUGUGGGAACAAUACAGUGACAGGGAUGGGCGAGGCAUGGGCUGCCGUCCUUUCCAUGGCUGGACCAGCCUUGUCUUACUGGUCAUGGCUGAAGACUACUGAAAUGGAGAUGAAAGGAAAGCCAGGCCAUUCAUGCCAUUCUUAAUCUGGAGACAAGGUCUCUGGCUUUUGCCCCGAGUCCCUCAGAUACCAGUAAUUCAAACCUUCCUCAGCUCAUCUCAGGUGUCCCUACUGUCAUCCCACAGAGUCCUGGGAUGAAGGUGAACUCAAGAGUCUAUUUUUCUAAAUAAAUUGGAAAAAA